AAAAUCAUCAACCGUUCUGCAAGAAUUCCUGAAGAAAAUGGAAGAGAAUGGCGAUGUGCAAACGAUGGUGAAAUUGGAAACGGAAUGGAAGGACUACAAGACCUCUCUCGGAAAACAUUAUGAUAAAAGCGAGAACAAUUUGAGAAUGGCAAUAUUUGAAAGUAACGAAAUAUUGACAGAAAAGAUAAAUAGAAAAUAUAAAAAAGGCUUGCUUACUUAUACAACUGCUUUGAAUGACUUGGCUGAUUUGGAUAGUUGCCAUGCAUUUGCUGUAGCUGCUGUCUUGAAAAGUUAUGAGAUGAGAGUUGGGAACCUUAUCGAUUUAUCCCUGCAAAACACUGUUCACUGGAACCUCGCUAAUUGGGUUGUAGCGGAGGCUUCAUGUCUACGAUUUUAUUAUCCAAUCAAGAGGAAACGAGAUGGAAGAUGGAAGAAUUCAAUGGCUGUUGGAAAUGUGAUCACAUUUUCAUGGCUGACUCCGCUUAUACUGCAAGUUCUUCUACAACUGCGUCAUUGCAAAAAGGCACUAUUCAAUGGAGCUAAUGCCUUAAUAUGCGGAGUAAUGCGUUUAUUUCAGUGGCACUUGAGGAAGAGUUCAGAGACACGAAAACCUCUCGGCACCGUUUCCUCACAUGGAAAGCUAAAAGCACAAAUCCCAGGAUGGGGAUCUUCUGGUGGUCAUUCCGCCUUGCUCGGAUAA
Molecule: messenger RNA, 700 nt
Organism: Acanthocheilonema viteae
Lineage: Eukaryota; Metazoa; Nematoda; Chromadorea; Rhabditida; Onchocercidae
Source: the annotation of a GenBank genome assembly